This is a messenger RNA of Arxiozyma heterogenica, 1446 nucleotides long. It is a transcript of the gene RPC53, whose product is annotated as DNA-directed RNA polymerase III subunit C53. Gene Ontology annotation, cellular component: RNA polymerase III complex. Gene Ontology annotation, biological process: tRNA transcription by RNA polymerase III. Gene Ontology annotation, molecular function: DNA binding. The transcript has a single exon. The record is from RefSeq and is a predicted model, not a curated record. Lineage: Eukaryota; Fungi; Ascomycota; Saccharomycetes; Saccharomycetales; Saccharomycetaceae. The coding region runs from base 1 to 1446 and encodes 481 amino acids.
AUGAGUUCUGGCCGUUUACCUUCUUUACGAGAUGCUGCACAAGAUACACUGAAUAAUCCAGGUAUGAAAAAAAAGACCACGCUUAAAUUUAAACCAAAAGCAGGUACAAGAAGAUCAAAGGAAGAAAGAGAAGCAUCAGCAUUAAAGGUAAAAACAGAAGUAUCAAUUGAAAAAAAGGAUAAUAAGAAUGGGAAUCAACAGAAUCGGAUGGGUAAUCAAAGACAGAGAAGAAUCCCCAGGUAUUUAGCCAACACACAUGUUAUUUCAUCUGGUCCAUUAGCUGCAGGUAAUUUUGUUGGUGACAGUGGCCGUGGUGGAGGAAGUAUGGCCAGAAGAGGAUUUGUUAAAGUGGAAGGUGAUAGUUCUUCUUUAGUCAAGAAGGGUUUAUUAACCAUUGAAAAUAAUGCAGAUGAUUCUGAUGUAGAUGAAAAUGGUAGUUUUGGAGACGAUAAUGAUGUUGAUGAAAAGAAAGAUUCUAAAAAUCACGCCACUAAAUUCAAUAUGGGUAGAGAAUAUAGAGUUGGAAAAGAUGAUUUUGAAUUGGAUGAGGAUGAUAUCAAUAGUGACAUAGAACUGGAUGACGAAGCUUUGCAGGCUAGAAGAAUUGAGGAGAUGUUUCCAGUUAGACCAUUACGUAUUAGACAUGAGGAUAUAUAUGUACUAAAGAAGGAUAUAGAAGAAUCUUUGACUGAAGCUGCAACACGUGAACAAACUCCUGGUGUUGUGGUAAAUAACGAAGUGUCUUCACCAUCCUCUGAUAUAAAGAUGGAAAAUGAUGAUAAUAUUAAUGGUACCCUUAUUGAUACCUUGGAAAACAAGAGGGAGGAAUUACAAGAAAAAUUGAAUAGAUUGGAUAUUGGUUCAGAAUCUCAGUCAAUUGAUGCUAAGGAAAUGAAGAUCGAAACUAUUCAGGUUCAUCGUGAUUAUGAAAAAUUGAGAAGUAAGUUAAAAAGAGUAAAUAAUAAAACUGAUAAAUUUAUAUUGUUCCAAUUACCAUAUGCAUUACCCACUUUCCAAGAUGUAACAUCUAAGGAUGAAGAAAAUGAAACAAAUGCAAAAGCUGUAAAAGUGGGGGAAGAAACAGAGGAUAGUAAUAAUAACAAUAAUAAAAAGAAUGACGAUGUUGAUAACAGUAGUACUAAAACUAAUGGUAAAGGUGACACAAAAAAACCAACAACAAAAAAGACUAAAGCUAAGAAGAAUAAGAAGAAGAUUACUGCUGUUCCACAAGAAGAAUUAACAGGAAGAAUUGGGUCCUUAAGGGUUCAUAAAUCUGGUAAAAUCACAGUUCGUGUAGGUGAGGUGGUAAUGGAAGUAAGUAGAGGUGCCGAAACAUCAUUUAUCCAAGAUAUAGUGGCAUUAGAUAUGGAUGAUGAAGAAGCACCUACAGUAGAAUACUUAGGUAGAGUUUGCGAUAGAAUCCUUGUUACUCCAAACUUUUUAUAG